Molecule: messenger RNA, 2450 nt
Organism: Zonotrichia albicollis (white-throated sparrow)
Lineage: Eukaryota; Metazoa; Chordata; Aves; Passeriformes; Passerellidae
Gene: ABHD17B
Product: abhydrolase domain containing 17B, depalmitoylase
Biological process (GO): protein depalmitoylation; regulation of postsynapse organization
Cellular component (GO): endosome membrane; plasma membrane
Molecular function (GO): palmitoyl-(protein) hydrolase activity
Source: RefSeq, a predicted model, not a curated record
GCCGCUCCGGAGGCUGCGCGGGGCGGGUUCAGCGCUGCCAGGGCCGCGCGUUCUCCGGCCGGGGCCGGGGCGCUGACGGCCGCCUCCCGCCGCGCCGUUACUCAGCACAGUCGGUGUCCCCACGGCCCGCCGACCGGGCAGUCGGGAGAGAGCGGGACCGCCGAGCGGAGCGCCAGGUGCAGGGGGAUUUGGAAGAAAUAAGAAAUUCUGUAAUUCUCAUUACAUGCUGGUAAGAGUGCAGUCUGCUGUUCCUGGGGAAAACAAACUAUUUGCAUCUCACUUUUGGAGACUAGAAGAUGAAUAAUCUUUCCUUUAGUGAACUGUGCUGCCUGUUCUGUUGUCCACCAUGCCCAGGGAAAAUUGCCUCUAAGCUGGCAUUCUUACCUCCUGAUCCCACAUAUACACUGAUGUGUGAUGAGAGUGGCAGUCGCUGGACUUUGCAUCUCUCAGAGCGAGCGGACUGGCAAUAUUCUUCCAGGGAAAAAGAUGCCAUUGAGUGCUUCAUGACUAGAACAUGUAAAGGCAACAGGAUUGCCUGUAUGUUUGUGCGUUGCUCACCUAAUGCCAAGUACACUUUGCUCUUCUCACAUGGAAAUGCUGUUGACCUGGGUCAGAUGAGCAGCUUUUAUAUAGGACUGGGUUCACGGAUUAAUUGCAACAUAUUCUCCUAUGAUUAUUCUGGAUAUGGCGCAAGUUCUGGGAAGCCUACGGAGAAGAAUCUCUAUGCUGACAUUGAUGCUGCUUGGGUGGCUCUUAGAACAAGGUAUGGAAUUCGCCCUGAAAAUGUGAUUAUAUAUGGCCAGAGUAUAGGAACGGUACCAUCUGUGGAUCUUGCUGCUAGAUAUGAAAGUGCUGCUGUAAUUCUUCAUUCUCCACUGACCUCAGGAAUGCGAGUAGCUUUUCCUGAUACAAAGAAGACUUACUGCUUUGAUGCAUUCCCAAACAUUGACAAAAUUUCUAAAAUAACAUCUCCUGUCUUAAUAAUCCAUGGAACUGAAGAUGAAGUAAUUGACUUUUCACAUGGCCUGGCAUUAUUUGAGCGUUGCCAGAGACCUGUAGAACCACUGUGGGUAGAAGGAGCAGGCCAUAAUGAUGUGGAACUCUAUGGACAGUACCUUGAAAGAUUAAAACAUUUUGUGUCACAGGAGUUGGUGAACUUGUAACUUUCAUUGUGUAUUUACAUGGUUUUUUUUCAUUUCACUGCAGAACUUCACACUUUGAUAAAUAUAUAACUUAAAACCUGAAUGUUGUGUUUUCAAAUCAUCUUGGUUGCCUUCAUUAAAUCUACAGGUAAUGAUUUGUCAACAUAAUUAAUGAAGGUUUUAAUGUCAACAUUAUAAACUGGAAUUACAUGAUCAUGCAGUCAGACUGGCAGUUCGUAUUUCUUUGUGUGAGGUUUUUUCUUCUUAGAUGUAAAGAAAAAAAUCACAAGGAGUACUGUAAGAAAAUUUAAUUAUAUAAAACCAAAUGCUGUAAAAGUGUUGCCAAGUGCUUUAGCAUAUCAAAACCAAGUUUAUAAAUAUUUUUUAAACAUCUCAAAGUGUACUGUGACUUACUCUGUUGCACAGGUGUAAUUAAAAAACUGACUUCUAAACUGUUGGUCUGUGAAAAUGUAAUAGCCAUGAAAUUUGAGCAAAUACUAAUGUAUGUAAUGAGAAUAAACAGUCACUGGAAAUUAUUCAUGCCCUGUUACAGAGAGAGGGGAAAAAUAGAUAUGUUUUCCCAUAUUUUUUACUUCUUUUGUGCUUAGUUUUCAUUUAGUUAUUUUGUACUCGUAUCGUCUAUUAGCUUUCAGGAUAAUAAAAUGUAUCCACUCAUGUUCUCAGGACUCCUAAUCUUGCCAGAGUACAAAUUAUCAUUGUUGUAAUGCAGGUAUCAUUCACAUGAUUGCUACUGAGGCCACAAAAUACCUCUUUGAAACCAGACUUAAAACCUAGAAGACUUCUUGAACCAUGUAGUUUUAAACACUGAUUUUCUAGAGCCACAACGUGUCAUUAAAAAGAACCUUGAAGUUUAUCCAACAUUGUAAUAAAGAGUUUGCAACGUAGCAGUUGUCUGAUCAGGCUAAUUUUGGAUGUUUAGUGUAAAAGCUUAUUUUUUUGAGUAUUGUAUGGAAAUUUUACUAAUUGGGCCUCUGUGGGGUGGGAAGAGUGACAAGAAGAGAAUAUUGACAUUUUUCUAUUAACUCAUUAUAAAAUAAACUUAAGUUGCCUUUCCCUUGAAUGCAUUUUACAAGAAUGAAGCUAUGAAAAAUAAACUUAAUUAUAUGUGGCCUAAUUGUGAACAAAGUAAUAUUCCAACAAUACACACUGUGCUUUUAAGGCCUUACGUAAUUUAAUUGUUGUGCUUGUUUUUUGUGAUUGAGACUAUUGUGUACUUAAAUGUAGUUUUGAGUAUUGUGAAGACUUUGGUUAAGAUGUGUUGAUUAACAGUAAACAAUAUUCCACAAA